Messenger RNA from Syzygium oleosum, 3534 nucleotides. RefSeq names its product myosin-binding protein 3. NCBI's taxonomy places the organism in Eukaryota, Viridiplantae, Streptophyta, Magnoliopsida, Myrtales, Myrtaceae. The record is from RefSeq and is a predicted model, not a curated record. The transcript has 3 exons. Gene Ontology annotation, molecular function: myosin binding. Bases 298 to 3267 code for a protein of 989 amino acids.
UAGUUCAUUCUUUGGAUAUUUUAGACAGACAUUCUCUCUUGAGCCCUCCCUAGGGAAUGGUCUACUCCUUUUCCAUGGCCAUGGACAUCCCAUACUAAUGCCUGGACAUGUUAGGAAUAGCAUAUAUAGAAUACAAGUGUCGCAUUCACCUGAUAAACUCUUGACACACUGUAACUGGGUAGCAACUGAGCCUCCUCUCUCUCUCUCUCUCUCUCUCUCUCUCUCUCUCUCUCUCUCUCUCUCUCUCUCUCUGUUUUAUAUGAGGUGGAUUUAGACAAGACAAGGAAAGCAACAGACAUGGCUGCCAACAAGUUUGCAACCAUGUUGCACAGGAACACCCACAGAAUUGUAGCCAUUCUGGUGUAUGCUGUCCUCGAAUGGUUUCUCAUCUCAAUGCUUCUGCUGAACUCUUUGUUUGGCUAUCUCAUCUCAAAGUUUGCUGACUUCUUCGGCCUUAAGCCUCCAUGCCCGUUGUGCUGCAGAAUCGGCCGCGUAUUGGAGCAUGGCAAGAAAGCAGAUUACUCUUUUGUCGACGAGGUGUGCGAGACCCAUGCUGCUGAGAUUUCCAAGUUGAGUUACUGUAUAAAUCAUCAUAAGUUGGCCGAAUCACAAGGUAUGUGCAACAACUGCUUCGCCUCUGGGCCAGUUCCGGACACAUCAAACGGAACGACGAGGACAGCUUUUGUCUCUAUCAUGACGGAGGAUACAUGCCAGAAUGGAGAUGACAUUUUAAGGUGCUCGUGCUGCAAAGAGAACUUAACCGGAAAAUGGCACCCUUCUUGUUUGCUAUGGAAGCCUUCUUGGAGCGCUUCGGAUGUUAUCCAGAAAGGAGGCCUCUUAAUAGAUGAAAUGGUUGAUGAGAAUGCAGGAACCAAAUGUGAACAGCUGAAGAAACCUGAUGGACUGCAAAAUCAGAGGGAAAGUUUGCGUGAGAUAGAAGAUCACAAUGAUGAAGCUGAAGGCGUAUCGGAGGAGCAUCAGGUACUUUCUGACGUUGAUAGUUUUAGUUUUCGAGAAGCAUCCGAGGAAGAUUAUUCAAAGUCCUUGUCGAGUAUACUGUGGAAUGAAAAGGAAGACACUAAUGAGGACAUUAAGGAUGCUACGUCGGAGGUUGUAGAGAAGUACUCCUACAGCGUGAGCAAUAGGAGUCCGACUUCCAAAGGAAAGAGCACAAUAUCUUGUCAUAACGAAGAUGAUUUACUCAAUGCCAUUGAUCUGCAACACAAGGACUAUGAUGCUUGCGAUUGGCAUCGGGUGAUCCCUUUGGAUCUGAUAGAUUACUCCACCAAUGAAAACACGAAGUUUCACGCCUUGGUAGAGGAACAUCUGCGCAAGUGCGAUCAUCAUCACGAGGCAGCUUUCACUUCGAAUUUGGUUUUCGAGACCGAAAUCGGUCUCUUAGGAGAGUCAUUCAUAGUGGAUGAGAACAUAAAGAAGUCGGCCUAUGCUGAGAUGAAGGAAUUGGGAAUUUACAUGGUUGAUGUUGAGAGUGCUUCAAUUCUCCCAUCUGAAGAGGGGAAAUUAGAACACGAAGAUGCUUCAGUUGCUCCAGCAGCUCAAAAAUUGGAAGCUGAUAAUGACAAGAUUGAAGCAGAUGGGAUGGAAGAAUCAAACAAACCAACAGUAAUUCAUUUUUGGCCAGGUGCCGUAUUGAAGGAUGAAAUGUGUUGCAUUGAAAUAGCAACAGAUCUCACCGUGAGAAGCACAAAAGUUCCCACUUCCGAUCAGUCACACCCUCAAGAACUACUUACUUCAUUAAAACUCUCGAAAGAAAAUUUCUCUCUCGUAAAGGGCCAGAAUGUUGAAGUCACCGACAUCUCAAGUGAGUUUGGACCUCAGGAUGGACAUGAUUGUCGUGUAGGCACGCUUCCUCCAGGCACAGCAGAUGCAGUAAAGAGUUAUGUGCAAGAUACCGUGUUGACCGACGAGAUUCAAGCAAAUCCAAUAAAUUUCCAGCCAACGGAGCCUGAAGUUGAUGAAGAAAAGUUUCCUGAAACACCAACCUCGGUGGAAAGUCUCCAUUAUUUACACAAGAAAUUACUGCUGUCCGAGAAAAGAGAAUCUUCUAUGGAGGAGUCGUUGGACGGAAGCGUGCUCAGUGAGAUGGAAGUUGGUGAUGCGGCGAUAUCCAUCGAAAGGCUCAAGACGGCUUUAAAAGCAGAGCGAAAAGCUCUGAGUGCAUUAUACGCUGAACUAGAGGAGGAGAGGAGCGCCUCUGCAGUGGCCACCAACCAGACCAUGGCUAUGAUCACGAGGCUUCAAGAGGAGAAGGCGGCAAUGCAAAUGGAAGCACUGCAAUACCAGAGGAUGAUGGAAGAACAGUCCGAGUAUGACCAGGAAGCCUUGCAGCUUCUAAACGAGCUCAUGAUCAAGAGAGAAAGAGAGAAGGAAGAACUUGAGAAAGAGUUGGUCAUGUACCGUCAGAAAGUUUCAGAUUAUGAGGCCAAGGAGAGGAUGAGAGCAAUGAGAAACAACAGUCCUGAAAAUUGGAGCAGUAAGAGCUCGUCCGACUUCGGCAAUAAUGCAGAAGAUGGCGACAAUCUAUACAUUGAUCUGAACCGUGAGCUGAGAGACAAUGAUGCUGGCAACCUCUGUGGCCACCAAGGACUUAAUUCCCCCAACAAUACUCCGACCGAUGAAGUUCUAAACUUGGAGGAGAUGGCACUAGAUUGCGUGAAGCACAUGACUUCACUUGAUGACUCCUUGGCAGAAUUCGAGGAAGAGAGACUGUCCAUUCUCGAUCAACUGAAGGAAUUGGAGGAGAAGCUUCUCAUAAUGAGCAGCAACGAAGAGUUCGUGAAUGACAAAAACUUGAACGAGCAAUUCUCAAACUAUGAUGAGAACGACUCUGAUGAGCAUCACAAUUUAACUUGCCAAGAACAAAACGGGGUUUUGGACGUACUUCCGAAAGAACCAAAUGAAAACUACCAUCCUGAAAAGGAGACAAUGUGCUUGAUGGCGAAAAGACUGCUUCCUCUUUUGGAUGCCACAGAAACUGAAUAUGAAGAUGGUAUGAUUGUUCAGGAUCCAGGUGAAAACAUCUCCAGCUUUGAGGAGGACGGGAAGAAAUUAGCCAUCGAGGAGGAGGUCGACCACGUCUACGAGAGGCUACAAGCCCUCGAAGCAGAUAGAGAAUUUCUAAAGCAUUGUAUGAACUCCAUUCAGAAGGGUGACAAGGGGAUGAAUCUUCUCCAAGAAAUACUGCAACACCUCCGCGACUUGAAGAGCGUCGAGCUCCGUUCGAGGAAUAUGGAUGAGGGCAACUAAGGUGAUGAUUUGCUUAAUCAAUCUCCUAAUCACGUGUGCUUGCUCUUAUAUCUUGUUCUCUUCUGUUACGAUUUGCUGAAUUGCGAAGCAGGAAAUUUUGUCACCCGAGUCUGUUCAUAUGCUUCAUCCUCUGGUAAUGGCAUGUUGUUUGAUAGACCUUGGUCGAAUUGAGUGGUUCGAGAAAACAAGGUUGCUCCCAAUAUUAGAGUAAAACUACUUGGCUGUGUUCUUCUACAUUGUAACAUCAGGAAGAAGUUGGUUUGAAUA